Molecule: messenger RNA, 588 nt
Organism: Aphanomyces astaci
Lineage: Eukaryota; Oomycota; Saprolegniomycetes; Saprolegniales; Verrucalvaceae
Exons: 1
Coding region: 67-570 (167 amino acids)
Source: RefSeq, a predicted model, not a curated record
CGACACAGUCCACCGAGCAGCUCAUUGCAGAACUUUCGUCCACGAAAUCAUAAAAGCUUCAGACACAUGGCCAAAGGGAAGGAGAACGCCGCGACCAAGCAAGGUAUCAUCCUCUACGACCCCGACGAGUACACUCGCACCACCGGCCAUCAAGUUGCGCGACGUGUGCAACCAGCGCAGGCACUCAAAGGGCCGGUACCCAUGCCCAUGUUGACCGGUCAAGACCUCAAGCCGAGGGGAAUACGGAAUCGCCGAGGAUCCCUGGUGAGCUUCCGCCGCAUUCAAGCCGUACCGGCUAGCUUGGAACCCCCCGCAACGUUGGCAUUACACAACAACUUGCAGAUCAACGCGGUGCGAGAUCAUCAACGCAUUUCCCUGGCCAACACCAUGCUUGUUCAUGAAGACAUUCCGAUGCUCGAAGAAACCCCAGACGAAGAAAUGCCAUCUCGCAAGUCGUGGCGACUACGAAAGCUGUGGCGAAAAUAUGUUAGCCGCAGGCCACCUGUUGGGCUAUUGCCACCAACUGGAUUUGCGUUAACGAUUAACCUCAUAUUUUUCACUAUCGAUUAACAUGAUUGUGAACCGCGC